This is a messenger RNA of Paramuricea clavata, 14865 nucleotides long. The record is from the annotation of a GenBank genome assembly. NCBI's taxonomy places the organism in Eukaryota, Metazoa, Cnidaria, Anthozoa, Malacalcyonacea, Plexauridae.
CGCAAAUGAUAUUCUCAGGCAUGCAACAACUUGCCUUUUAUAUUGUUUACAAGUUGUUUGUGGCUGCAGGCAAAAUCUGGCAAAGAUCUGAUCAAACUCUUCUGAUUCUCUGCAACAGUAGAGAAUGGCAUGUCGACCUUUAUAGUCACAGUGUUAACACGUGACAGCUUGGUAACCAAAUCCUUUCGAGGCACAGGAUACUCUUCUCAAUAUCCGUCAAGUGGUAUAUGAAUACGAAGUUACUUAGAGCAAGCAAGGAGUGUCGUCAAGAAUCUUCAACUGGUUAUCUUCUAACAUUUUGUUGCAAUUACAGAUUUUGGAAUGUUUAUUUACGUAAUGUGAUCGGAAGAGGAGGCUAUCAUCGAAAAAGAAGAGGAACUAGGUUUAAUUCGAGCUCAUUAAAUUGACCCAGGCUUGGCUGUGGUUGUUCAAACGCGCAGUCGCAAGCUAUGCUUAGCUCAUAAGACGCCGAAAGUUCGAAUCGAAAGAUUUUAUCAAAGUAUUAUUGAAAACUACACAAGAUAAUGGGUGUACAUUAUGUAGUGGAAAUUUUGAUCGUGCUAAUAACGUAUUCCACGUAAGUAUUAACAAUCAUGUUACUUGGAAAUAUUCUCUACAUGUGUAUCAUUUGUGUUGAGAUGUUUUUAGAUAUCUACAGAAUCACCUAGACUUACUGUCUACCUACUUCAUGGUUCGACGGUCACUGUAAAAUAGCUUCUUGAAGCAAUUCUUUUCAUAUUUAAAACUAUUCCCUUUGACUCUUCCCACGUCCGAUUUUACGCAUAGACCUAAUGGCUAAUAGCUUGUGGUUUUCAUAUUACGAAGUUCAGGAAGUCGAAUUUAAUACAAGGAAUAUGCGCGCAUCAGCAGCAAGGGACAAAGUAUCGAACUAUAAAUGCUAUAAUUUGUAAAUAUCUAACAAAUAGUUAUAAUGAUAUCGCGUGCGACUAAAACGUGAAAGUUUAUGAGUAUGUAGAUGCUUAAAUGGUUUGACAAAGCUGUACUAACGAUCGCGCGUGAAUACGUUUAUUUUGCACAACUUUGAUAUGCGUCCAAACACUUAGGAACAAAUAUCUUAAAAAAUGAGAAAGAGCCAAACAACUGCAAAGAGUAUAAUUGCGGAUUACAGUUGUCGGUAUUAACACCUAUGGCUAUGUGCGCAAGUCAUUAUGCUAAAUAUUUGUCGAAUUUAAAUCGUUUGGAAUUCGUUGAGUACUGCAUGUGAGUUUCUUUAUCGUCAGUGAUCUCCUGUUCAUAUAUUUUCUUACAUGUAGCAAUUAUACUUAGUCAUGUAGCAAUUUCGGAAAGAUCUUUCCCGUUCUUUGCCAAGGCCCACUUGCUGGUUGUUUAUAGAAUGUUCAUAAUGUUUAAAUAAUAUUAAUAGUCAAAGAUAAUGGUAAUUAAAACAUCCGCAACACUUGCCAACAGUCUUGAUGAACGAGAGGAGUAUGGAAAACUAGAGACCCAGUACAUUCUCCUGAGAAUCGUAAAGAAAUCACACUGCGUUUUGCUUCAAAUUCUGGAUCCUUACUUUUGUACAUAACGACUUGUGAAAGUCUACCACAACAAGUAUCCACACUGAGGCCUAAUGUUUGAUAAUACAGUGUAUGUUAGUCAUAGGUUAAAAGACAUUAGUCAUAGGUUAAUACACAUAAGUCGUAAGUUCCAUGUAAGUCGCAAAUCAUACAUUGUCAGUAUCAACAUACAAAAGCUUCCCCUUUAUAUUUUAGUGUCAUAUCCGAAGAUCGUAUCGUAUAGCAUAUAGAUUUCUUAAUUCUCAUCGCUUACGAUUAAAAAACAUAUCCGUAUAUACAUAAAUAUAUCAUGUAUUGUCUGCUGAGUUUUUUAAAAGAUUACGGAAAUAGCAAAAGGCAAAAUAUUAAUCGACUGUAUAAUUAUCCAGUUAAUGUUAGGGACAUAGGCAAAUCUAUGAUCAAAUGAUACACUAUCAACUUUCGCACAUAACUUUCGUACAUAACUUAAGCGCAGUGUAGUUUUAAACUUCAUAAAACUAUAUGUUUGCAUUGCUAUUAUUUCUUCUUUCCUAAGCAAUUUGAGCAAGUCUGCAGACCAGUUAAUUUUCCUGUUAUAUUGUAGUUAAACUUCACACAACAGUGCAGCACAAAGCCAAUGUUAAAUCUCAAUUCAGAGAGUACUUUGUGAACUACCUCUAUCGAAAGCACUGACGUUAUAGGCUUAUUCCCUUGCUUAUUCCUUUAUACAUAUAUAUUGGUUCUUUAUCACAGCAAUCAUCAUGCAUGAUAAUCGUCCAAGCUCUCGUGACUUCGAAAUUUGACAACUUGUCCGUAAAAGGCAAGGAACUGUUAGAAAAGCUGAAAGGACUCCAUCUUUGGUGGAAACUUUCAUAAGAAAAACAAAGUAUUAGACAGGGAAUGCUAUAAGAAGCAUAGAAUUUUGAGUGUCGAGUUCCAUUGUAGGCAGUAAUUAACUUUUAGACGAAGUCGAAGGGCCUUGGCUCAAAACAUCAAGAAAGUUUUUUCUUUAUAUUUUAGCCAAUAUUGUUCAACAUAUAGAACCUAACACUAAAAGAUCAUGACAUUGACCUUUACUAAUGCCUAUAUCGCGAGUUCAAAGAAUGCCUACCGAUUUUGUCUCGUGUGUUUUAGAUUUACAUGCACUGUUAUUCUGCGAUGACAGACUCAGUAUUUCAUAAAGAACAAUUCCCUAUACCCAAAACAUCCUGUUCGGGUUCGCGGUUAAAAUGCCUUUUCCGCGAAUAGAAAAAUUGCCAACAUCGAGGUGGUGGGGAAAUUGCAAAUUACUUCCAUAUUGCUCGGUUUCAGCAAUAGUUAUAUGACACGCAAAUGGGGGUCAAGAAAUGUUGAGAAUCAACGUACAUCUCUGAAUCUAUUUAUUUGUCACUAAAUACAAGCCUACAACAUACAAUGAAGAGAAUUAACGUUAUUUUCUCAGGACAACUGUUAGUUGACCAUCUGCAUCUGCUGCACGAAACAUAUCCAUUCGAGUCAUUUGCUAGCGACAAGAACUCGACACAAAACAGCGUGUCACACCAUCACGCGACGAGUUUAUGAUUGCAUGCACGCAUGGUGAAAAAUGGAUCCUCACGAAAAUGAUUUGAAUAGGAAGACAUUAUUUUGUGGGUUGAUAGCUUUUAUAUUCACUAGUAGAAAAGCUCACGUAAUUUUCCCGACCCGCUACUAACUUCCCGAGGAAGGGACUCGAAACGUCGAAGUUCUCCUUGUAUUUUUCAGGCAGUUGUAUAACUUGUAUCCGAAGCUUUCUUUGUGAAUUUAACACUGUCAUAAGUUACGGUUACCACUGAGUAAUUUUACAAAAUACAAAACAAUGGACACUUCGAAAACAUUAACACUGUCAUGCUACAAACUUUUGUAAAUGGUCCAUGCAUGUACUAAUAAUUUAAAUAAACAUGAAAAAGCAACAAAGAAUUUGUCUCUAAGUACUAAAUAAGCAACCAUUGGAUAUAUAAAUCAAUAUGAAUACACAUCCGUAGGGUACAAUUUUAUAUCUGAUAACUGAUGACGAGCAGUCUGUUUAUAUAAGCUGGCUUUGUGUGUGCCUGAACUAGUUAAAAAAAUGAAAACACUUCGACGUUUUGAAUGUAACGAAGUUGGUAUAUCUAAAAACAAAGUGUUUAAUAACUUUUUCAGGUAUUUCAGACACAAACCACGACAGUCUGUUAUGCAAUAUACAUUGGACCCCCCAUGCUUGAGACAUUGUGCAUAAUAUAUCCUAUUGGGGUUUUAUCUCUCCUCAUAUAAACUGUCUAAACUAGCGAAUCAUUUCCGUCUGAGAUGUUUAUAAAAAAAAUAGGGGAAGAGCAGGAGAUAAAAGAAUAAUCUUCUUGAAUGUUAUAUCACAGUUAUGUGGUUAUAGUAAUAAUUAGACCUUUUAAAACACAUGCGGCCCAGUGCAUGUUACGGACUACAUUAAGCUGCUGUGGUUUGUGUCUAACCUCUUCCAUUUGAAAUGUCUUUUGCACAUUCAGACACAGACAAUAUGUCAAUGGCAACUUGCCAUGUAACUUUUACACGACUAAUUUCUAAGACUGAGGCUUGUGUAAGACUUCUUUUGUCUAAUAGCUGUAUUGAAUGAUGACAAUAAGACCUUUAGGCGAAAAUAGAUGAAACGCCAAACGUAUGAAUUGCCGUGACUAUACAUAUGUUUCAUAGCUUUUCAUCACCAAAGCUAAUGCGGUAUUAAAUCUUGUUAUAACCGCAGCACAUUGCGGCAUCGAGGUGACUAAUUUGAUGCUGCGCAAUAAAACAAUUUAUAUAUAUCUCUCGUACGGUAUGCAACUAGACAUGAAAAACACAAACAGAACUUCGACAUAACGCUGGGGUUUAUUUCUCACUUAAUCUGACAAUGAUGAUAACAAUGAAAACAUCAAUGUCUGGAGCGGGAUAAUUUGAACUAUAUUAACUGGGCAAAGCAGUGUAAAAACACAAAGGACCACCGAGAUUCCACUUGAGGUAGAAUAUGGGUACAUAUUUCCAUCCUUUUUCACAAUCAUCAUCAGAUCAUCAGAUCUAUAUAUCUUCACGAUGUUUUAAAAUAUUCGAUCCCACUUAAUUUUUUUUUGUUCUUUGCGGCAUGAGAGUAUGAAACUAUUUUUAAACAUUACAAAUGUAACAGUAACUCACGAACUGUACUAUCAGUGGAGAUGGCAAAAUUAUUGCGUAAUUCGUGUUUGUAGAAUGGAAUGCAUGCCGUGCGGAAUGAGUUAAGAUUGGGGUCAGAAUUAGGGGUAGAGUUAAAAACAUGUCUCAAAAUUCGUGUUCGCGCGUGUCAUUCCACACGGCUAUUCCGCCUUUUAUAUUCACUGAGCUUGAACAAGGUUUUAGAUCAUUCAAUUUCUCUUGACUUUUGUCUUUUACUGUUUAACAACUAGCCCCUUAUCACCAGUAAAUAAUGCAAAAUUAUGUUUUUCUUACAGGGUCGCUGUUAAGCCCACGGCAAUAGUAAGUAUUAUCAUUGUAUUUUUGACCCCACCCACCAUGUAAGAAUGUAUAGGAGUGCAACUAUUUGCUUGUGCUGGUAUUGCUACCAGGGUGAAAUGCAGGUGGGCAGGCUAGCGAGAGACAAGACAAUGAAGGCAAUGCAUUGCGAUCAGUGCGGAACAUAUGUGUCUUGUUGUGGUCGAAUUAAACAGCAAUUGUUUCCUUAUUGGGGCAACAGUGACAAAUAAUUUGCAGAAUAUUUGACUUGUUUUUGUGGAAAUUUGAUUUAUUUCACAAGAACAAAACAGGUAUAUUUAUAACCACGCAAAUCUACAAUGACAAAUAAUUGUUAAAAUAUGAAAUACAACAUGUGCCGCGGGUCAAUAAGUCAGAAUUAAAGAACACCGCGGCGCUAAGCUGUGCCAAUAAUACUGCAGUCAUCCAAUAAUUGAGUGAGUGUUGGGACAUGAAACUGCGUAAACUGACAAAUUCUCAGUCCUAUAACGGCUAUUGCUGCCCACGCUGACGCCAUUUGAGCUCAAAAAGUUCACCUGGUAAUGUCUUACAAUGUUGAAUACAAAGGUACAACGACAUGUCAUACUAGAAAACGUACCAAUAUCAAUACCAGCUUUAUUUCACGAGGGUGUAAAGCCUCAUGUUUAUCAAAGUUUCUGUGAUCACAGUAGGAGAUUUGAAUACGUAAAUCACUAAGUUUUGAAGGAUUUGUAAGAAAUGUUCGAGGAAACUGACUGAAAGAUGCGGUACAGUCUGAUUUGCGCAUGUGCACAAAGGAGCCCUCAUUUUAUUUACAAACAGUUUAUUUAGGUUUUUAUUUCAUUUUAUGUUCUUGCAAAGCUUGAUUGUUGUCUCUUGAUAAUUUAUUAUGCUCUAGAAUCAUGAAAAUAUAAAUAGUUGUCGAAUAAAAUUCAAUAUUUUGGAUACCGAAAUGUAAACAAAGCCUUUGUUUACAUACGGACUGUACCGCAUCUUUAAUACCAAACACUGAGUUUGUCGAUGCAAAAUUUCACCUGUGAUCACUGAGUCAGAAACUUUGAUAGUGUAAACAGGCUUAACAGUUCAAAACUGAGUAACUAUAUAUACUGGCCCUCAAUAUAAACAAGAUAAUUAAAAACCUAUAAAGAGCUAAAUGCAAUAUGGGAUUGAUAUAAUAAUGAUCUAAGUGUUUUAACUACGUAAGUGAAUAAUCAUGUUUGUUAAAGAUUUUAGUGAAAGCAAAAAAGGAAACUUUGUUCAGUUCCCAAAGUCGUGCUCAUGCGUAUUAUCACUAGAAAUAACAUUUAAUCACGGGACAUUCUUCUUCAUUUAAUCUGUGAAUCAGUUUUUAACACCUCAGUAAAACCAUUAAUUGCAAGUUAUUCAAGUUUUAUCAUGAAAUGCAAGUAUAAACUUGCAUAAAAUCUUGUACGAUGACGUGAUGUUUCUUGUCAAAGAUGAAUUUGCGUUUCUGCGAAAAAGAGCUUUGUAGCCUACUGUAUUAUUCAUUGUCUGAAGUGGGUGACAGUGCAAUAGAUCCGAUUUAAUAAUUGAUGCAUUUUAGUAGAUAGUUCUUCAGAAGAUCAUUAGAGACACUCAGCACGGUAUUUUGACUGUAGCCUAUGCUUUAAACUAAGUUAAACUGAUAUUAAGGUAAUUCCGCAGUAAUUGUUCCCGAAAUGAGAAUGUGCUGAAACUUCCCAGGCAUGGAGUUCAUGAUAUACUUAAAGUAAAAUCACACAAAAAAGUCGGGGUCACCGAACUCGUUGAGAAGAUAUCACAAUAUACCACUUUUACACCAAUAUGGCGCCAUCUUGUCGCUCAUUACGAGUAACAGCAAAAUCACAAUAACCCGAUAUUUAUUGACAUUUUUAGCACGGAUUUUGCUUUAGUAAACCUAUCUUGUAAUUAUUUUAUAAUUGAUAAAGGAUUUUUUCACAAGAUCCAGAAAUGAUUUUUCUUUUAAUUUCGGAUAUGAAAUAUAAAAUGCAUUAAAGAAAUAAAUUAUCAGUUAAAAAACGGGGGUCACCGAUCUUUUUAAGGAAUUGUGGCAUUAAAACGUGAAAUACGAGUAAAUAAAUAUACUACAGACACAGGAACCCUAGCUACACUUUUGUAUGCCUUUUUUUGAAAACAUUGAUUUUAACGUAAUUCUUUGCACGAAUCUAACCAAAAACGUUUUGAAGUAACAUAAAAUUGUCAUAAAAUUAUUUUUUUAUAAACGGUACGUAUAAUGGUCUAAUGGAUGAAAUUAUAAGUUAUAAGAUGUGCGCAGUAAAAGUGCGCAAUGCAAAACUGCGGAAUUACCUUAACAACCUUGGGCUUGGGAAAGAAAGAAAUAAUAACUGUUGUAAUUUAAGCCACUUAUUUUAGGCUAGCGUUUACACUGUAGUCUGUGCAGGACAGCUUUCCAUAGCGACGUGAAAAACACGUAUCCGUACCUUUUAGGAACGCUAUUUUCAGAGGAAUUAUUGCAACAGAGAGAUGUUGUUUCGCUCAGCCCCUGAAAGUUGUACAUUCCGUAUCGGACAGGUGCUUUUUCGCGCCGCUACGGAAAGCUAUCUGGUAUAAUGUAAACGGAGCCUUGUUUAAUGUGUCUACCACUCUGAGGUGGAUGGAAUUGACAAAGGUCUCCGAUCGUGUGGGUUGGUUAUACGUAUAACUAUAAGGGUUAGUUUUUAGCGAGGGAGGAAUAUCUGAGGACCCAGAGAAAACCCUCGAAGGCUGAAGCGCAGAAGAGACAAGCAAAGGGCAACCAACCCACAACAUAUAUAUAUAUAUAGUAACAAACUUAACUCAGAAGUAUAGGGGCAGUUCUGGCAACCAUGCUUCGACCUGUCCUCAACCAAUUGUUAAACUUGAUGACAUAUACCGCAAUUAGAUCAGACAAAGGUUUGAAAUAUAAAGAUUUCUUUAAAAACUCUUCCCCAGAUAGCUACUGUAUAUCGCAACUCUCAGGCCAAUAUUCUCUAUUACUUCCUCAGAUAAGUGGACAAAGAUUUUUUUUUUGAGAUAAAAUAACAUACCCUCAAUUCCAAUACAGUAUAUGGUAUAUUGCUGGUUCGAAAUUUACUAUUUUUGAAAAUUUUUGCAAUGCUUUUAACAAUCAUUCUCCUUUGCCCUUUAAUGCUAGUCAAAGACUGUAAAUUGUAUCUUGGAGCUUUUCCCAACUUUAGCAAGGAAUCAUGCCUAAAUAUUUUAGAAAUUCGUGAACGCGCAACAGUAGCCGACAGUGCUUGAUAGAGCCAAACUAGAAGCACCCAUCAACCAAAGAAAUUUGAAUUUGAAACCCGUACAGGAAUUGAACCCAAACCAGAGCUAUAACGGUAUAAGAGUAUAGGCUUAAAGGUCCAUAUAUAUACACACCAGACGCGAUUCGACAACGCGACGCGAUUUUUUAGUUUUUGAAAGUUAAUAAAAUAGCCAAUGAGAGCAAAUUUUGAAAGAUAUGUAGACCAAAUAACUCAAAAUGUUAUAGCGCUUGUAAAUAUUUGGAAAUAUAAACUCGAAUCAAAGUUAUCGGUCAGUGAAAAUCGAAAAGUCGCGUCGUGUUGUCGAAUCGCGUCUGGUGUGCCUGGACCUUUACAACUACCUGAAAAUACAAGGAAAACGCCAUCGGGAAGUUAGUGGAUUGGGAAAAUACACGUGCUUUUAUACUAGUGAAUAUAAACACAUGUAUUUUCUGAUUCAUGCUUCUAAACUUCCCAACGAAGAGUCCUGGAAGUUGUCCUUGUAUUUUUCAAGUAUAGUUGAAUCAUUCUCAAUCCUCAGUUUUCUGCUGUUAUUAUCACUACCUACGCUGACACGGACUGUUAUUGAAAAGUUGGAAACCAUUUCUAUUUUAGCCAAACUGGGAUGAUCCAACCAGACAACCUAUGGUCAAGUACGCUCAGUUGUUCAAUUAUGGUGCAAGUGCUUAUGUGAGAAUUACUAACAAGACAAUUGAUGCAACCACACAUAAUAAGACGGACCCUGACAGUAAGUUUUCUUUGGUAUUAGUUUUAAAUAAGUAGGUUGAAGAGGGCUAUUAUCGAUAUCAGUUGUGCGGCGAGGGAGUCCAUCCCCUUUUCGCUUGCGCUUUACCAGGGAGAUAUUUUGUUGAAGUGGAGCGCCACACCUACCGUCAACUCCCAUACGCCGAAUCGAACCUGGGACCUCUCGAUCACCAGAUGAACGUUCUACCGCCUGUUUUUUAUGAAUACAUUUAUUAAACUAAUUUUAUUGAUACUGCAUGGAUAGCUCAAUCAGUUCUAAACUGUUCUACCAGAUGCCGGAAGUGGGCAGUCCGAGGUCAAAGCUUCAACUUUUUACAUACAGUUGUCUUUUUUUCCUUGCACUUAAUGUGUCAACUUAUAUUUUGAUUAAACGUUUUCUACAUCCUUCGAUAUAAUUUAGUGUUUUUAAAUCUGUUGAAUUGGUUUAAGUUUUUUCAAUCAAAGCAUUUCCUUUACGCCUUAAAGGCUAGCAACACAAGUGUCUUUGAUAUGCAAAUUUUUCUAAGGAGCAACAAUUAAACCCUUUCUUGUAGCUUUGAAUAAUAAUUGGCUAUAUUGCACAACUCCAUUUAAGUAAUAAUUAUUGCUUUCAGCUCAAAGUGUUUUUCAACUGUAUAUUUUAUUUAUAAUAUUGGGCACCAAAUUAGGUUUGAACUUGGACGUCUUGAAUUAAAAGGAAACGCCCUUGACUAACGUCAUGCAUACAGACAGUGGUUUAGGUCGUGAAGGGGAGUUUUAAUCGCAUUUCCCUACGAAAAUGUUUGUCCCACUGAUUUACCAACAUUCUCAGCACGAAAACGGCUAGUCUCCCUCACAGCCGCUCAAAAUUACUGCCUGAUACUGGUGCAAAUCCCGUUUCUAGUUGUCUAAAUCCCAUUUUCCAAGUGGAAAACUCCCAUUUUAGGCCUCUAUAUAACAUUGGUAAACCUCUAUAAUUUAUUGUAGGGUUUGACGUAAGGUUGUUAAGAAUUUGACGUCAUACCGCUAAGUAGUGCGAACGAGGCUCUUACAAUUUGCCGGAAUAGACGUCAAUAGGAAAUCUUACAGCCAAAUGUUUUCACUGAUAUUUAUCACUAAAAUCUUCGUCUUUUCAAACUUUGUUAUCUAUGAUAAUUCACGAAAAGAACACUGAUAUGAAAGAUGAGUCUGUCUAGGAUUACACAUGUGAAUUUCAAUGUUUUCGACAAAGCUUAGCGAAGCUAAGUCGGAUUAACCCGUGUUAAAAUUAAGCCUGGUCAUCAAGCACAAGACUCAAGAGGGAUCAAACUUAUUGAUUUCUUAUGUACUGUCCUCACUACGAUGCAACAUAAACAUAAGAAUAUCAAAACGUUUUUUUCCUUAUGCUUAUGUUGUUGCUUGUGCUUUAUCUUGAGUUGUAGUGAGGAUACAAUGAGAACAACACAAGUAUAAGAACAUCAAAGCGUUCCGCUUGCUUGUGCUUAUAUGUCGUGAGGACCUGGGAUUUGAUAAUCCCGUAAUCCCCAUUUACGUUUGUGUUGGAAAUGUUUUGUUGAACGCCUCACGAACUGAUCCAGUUCAAAGUGGUGGCGGUGGUGAUAAUUCUUCUUUUGGAGAGAGGGGAAGGGGGUCACCCACUUCGGAGUGCCCGGAGGAAGCCCACGAUCUUUGGUGGACUUUUACGACUGAGACAAAAUCCACUUUUUUAAUUCUCAAGUAUAUAUAAAAGGAUUGAUGAAAUUAUCCCAGCUAUUUUUAUAAUCUGAUUAGAAAGUGUUGGCAUUGACCUCCGUUACAAGGUUAAUUCCUGUAUGAGGCGCUUGGUGCUAGCUUAUUAAAUAUCUUUAUCACAAUCAACUAAAUAUGUUAGUAGGUGUCAGAACAUGGUCAGUCUUUGCUCGUCAACGUUAGAACUGUCUACACUUGUAAUAAGAAGAAAAUUGAACCAAACCAAUUACUGAAUCAAAUGAAAUAAAUGAACAUCAUUUUCUCACUCUGAUAACUUGCCAGUUCACGGCAACCUGCUGCACGACAGUGCUUUAUUACUGAAAUCUUGUAAAUAAACAAUCGCCACAGGCUUAGUUUCUUUUCACUUAACUAUUCUACUGAUAAUAAGGCAGCUUAAAUGGUCGCAAUUUUGGAUUCUGGAAACAUAUACAAACUGUAAUUUUCCAAAGUGGAACAGAGUGUAGUGAAGCAUUAAGACAAGUGAUAACCUUUGAUUGUUCAUUCUUUGUUUGAACUUUGGUGCUUAGAGACUUGUGGUGAUUGUUGAAGAACCACUUGUGUCUUCGUUCAAGCACAACUGGGCAAUAACACAACACUAAGAAAAAUUCUUUACACGAGCACACCUCCCCCCCCCCCCAUCUUCAUACGCUGCUCAAGUCAUGGUUGGAUCUCCUGAAUCUUUGACUUGAAAACAAGGACUCCCCACCCCAGAUCAUAGACAAAAUAAUAGUGGAGCCGGCCCUUACCACACUAACCCACCUCAAACUUUAAUGCCAUAAUUAUGCAUAGCAUCCGUUACAUGUGAAAACAGUGUUUUCAGUUUGACUCUAUAUCAAACAUCGCAACAUUGUGAUAAAGAGAUGACAUUUACUGCUACUGGUCCUCUGGGAAGCAUAAUUUAGAAUUGAUAGAACUAUCCAGAAAGCUGGGGAAUGAGAGGGAUUGAACUUGAGAGAUGAGAGAUUGAGAGGGAUCAACUACCUGAAAAAUACGUCGACGUUCCAACUAAGUUCCCGUCGAAGGGCCUUUGCUCGAAAGGUCGACGUUUUCCUUGUGUUUCUUUUCAGGUAGUUGAAUCCUUAUCAAUCCGCGGUUUUCUGGUGUUAUUAGGGAGCUUAAGCAUGUAGGACAGCAACACGACGACGACGGCAACCAAUACAAUGAGUCGAUGAAAAGUGAAUAAAUAAUUAAAGUCCCGGGGGAGUUUCAGACGUAGUCGUCGCUCUGUUUACAACGUCAAAUCACAGAUUUUUACGCCUUUUAUACAACGCCUGCAUUUCAAGCCGACGAAGCCGUAACAAGUCUUCCCAAACAUAGAGCCAAUGUUUUCAACUUCUUAUACUGUAUUAAAUUCAUACGAAUUAUAAUAUACGACAAGUUUUCUUUACUAUAAUUUAUUUGAAGGAAUUUGUUUUGGCCGUUGUCAUCGUGUUGCCGUCCUGCAUGCUUCAGCUCGCUAUUGUCACUACCUAUACACUGGCAGAGACCGUUCGAGUUUCUAUCAUAGACCUAUCCAGUUUAAAUUAAUGUUUUAUUCGUUUUUAAUGCAUCAUUAUUCACACUUAAUUUAUUUCUUGCAGCAUAUUUACAGAUCGACAUGUUUGGUCCAACACUUAGGGCUAUUCGAAGCUACCAAACUGGAGAGUAUAUUUGUCAUAACCCUACCACAGGUUAUCCCGAAAUGAAGGUAAGAUCACUAUCAUUAUUUUCUGAUGUAUAACUGAAGGCGCACGAGAAGACAGUGGCGGUCAUUUCGCGAAACAUAUUACCAAAUUUUGUUGUUGUAAAUCUAAGUUAUUAUUUGCCUUUCAUUAAAUCAAGACUUGGCCAUCUCGCUCGAUAGAACUAACAGUUGAAGGGUGUUUGUAGAUGGAGAUUUCUAGCGGAAGGUUACGUACAAUCAGGGACGCCAGAACGAUAAAAAGGCAAGGCGGGCAAGCGCACACCAAAGGGCAUCUCUAUAGAUUCCUGUGAAGAUAUAAACCUACAAUUAUGUGUUGACUUGCCAAUAUAUGAAAGCAAACGCACUUAAUCAGGUCACAUUCAAGAUCACACCUCAUGAUUUUGCCCAAAAAGCAUCACUGGAAAUGUGAUUUAUCAGAUGGAAUUUUAUAACUCAAAGGGCACUUCUGCCCCCCUUGCCCCUCCUAGCAAAAGGCAAGAGGGGCAGCUGCCCCUCCUGCCCCCCAGUUCCGGCGUCCCUGCGUACAAUUUUCAUAUCUAACCAGACCUGACCACGUACGAUUUUCAGACCUAACCUAUAUCAAUGUUUAAUGUUUUUAUUGUCAUUACCAAGUGAUUCAGCUAUCAUACGAAUGAUUCAGAAAAUGUUGGAAGGGGUUGUUCCCCCUUGCCCUACUCUCCGCCGAAAUCCACAAAUUUAAAUAUAUACUGUUCACAAUCUACUACUAAUAUAUGAUUGGCUAUACUGCAAGUCCCUCCCACGAAUAUAAGUCCCCCCUCAAAUAUGUCCCACCUCUUCGAUACCCCCCUUCGAUAACCCCCCUUCAAACAUUCCUAUUUUCCCUUAGGUGAUCGUAACCGUGAGUAAGCAUCCUGCUUGUAUGUUUUAUAAAACACCCAACAAGAAACCGUACACUUCGUACAGAUCACGGCUAAACAAAAAGUGGUACCUCGCGUUUCACUUCAAGGGCAACAAAGCUGGUAGACCAAAAAAAGGUCAGCGAACUUCGGACUUUAAGAACAAAGGAUGUAUGUUUUUACUAGAUGCUUUAAAACUUUCACGGAAGCGAAGGAAAGGUUGAAAUGUGGAGGAUCUCAUCGUAGUUAUUUAAAUAUAAUUUAUUUAUUUAAGGAAUAAAAUAAUUAAAAUAUUUAUAAUGGCAUUAGUAAUACAUUAAUGCCGGCAACUUCAUGUAAGUAUGCCUGUAAGGGAAAGAGAUGGACGCAAGUGUAUUUACGUUUUCUUUUCUUAGUUUUCACUUGAGUGAAAGCUGAUAACGGAAAAACAUAAUACCAUACAAAGGAGUGGAAUUUAAGUUUCUUGUAGUACGUAUAUGUGUUUUAAUAUUCGAUGAGAAAAAUAUCGGAUUUAAGUGUGUUUCUUUUGAAAUUAAAAUAUGCACUAAUGACAAGAGUAUUUCAUCUUCCUUUCUAUAUAAGGUGAUAUAGUAGCUAUAUGCGAUAGACUCUUGCAACUAUUUAUAUACGUCAUAAAAGGGAAAUAUGUGAGAAUUUGUAUCAUAUAGCGUCUAUAAGAGAUGGCUUGUUCAGCACUUAGAAUAUAUGUUAACGACAUAGAUAUCUUAUAUAAUCUAGUUUAUAUAAGAUAUCUAUGGUUGACGAUCACUGGCUAAUUUAAACACCACGUGAUCAUUGCAGCUGGGUUUGAUGAUGACCCUAUCGGUUGAUUGCAAUCAAUUUCUUGGGAAUUAAAGGAGAAUCAAAUAGCGGCCAUGUUAGUGUCAAAUUCAAUGAAAGAUGAGAUUCUUUUGUUGAAAUACCAGCAACUGUGGCUGUCGUGACGUAUCGUGGAAUUUGUGACUGUAUUAAGGCUGAAUUCAAUUUAUUCUUGGUUUGCACUUGACGUCAUUGCAGUCAUGUUGGAGGAACGCCAACGAAAGAAUCUCGCAACUAUAAUUGUACUUGGAGCGUGUUUUCCUCGAACAUGGCCGCCAUGUCUUCGUCAUAUAAAUCUCAAAGGAUUGAUUGCAAACCAGCAAACACAACUAACCUUUAGCAAACAAAUCGGCCGUUGUAAACGCGAACCAUGCAUCCAUAGGACCUCAAUGAGACUAUAGGGAUGGUUAGGGAUAAACCAAUGAAUUACCUAAAACAGAAAGUAAUGCUAACUAUAGUAUAUAAGUAAACUUAAGAAGUAGUGUACGUAUAGCAGUAUACUGUAUGCGAGUAAUACAAGUAUUUGAUAAUGGACACACUAUUUUAUACUCGGGUACAGUAAUAAAAUUUUCCAUAAGGAGUAAUUUGACAAACGUUUACUGUGUGAAACAAUGGAUUGUUGAGAAUCUUAACAUGAUUGUAUAUUCCACGAAGGAAGUGUAAAAAAGCUUGACUCAAAUAAUACGUGUCAACGCUUGGACAGUAGUUUUUGUAAACAUAUAUAAAUAAUAGAUAUAUAUUUGAAAUAUGUUGAAGUUGUAUUUGAAAUACGACUGGACGACACUUAUAAUACUUCAAAAGUAUCUUUACUGCUGUUUGUGUAUAAAUAAACUUGAAUAAAAUAAAGUGUUGUUUUGUUUUGUUUUGUUUUGUUUUGUUUUGUUUUGUUU